Molecule: messenger RNA, 1158 nt
Organism: Phaeodactylum tricornutum CCAP 1055/1
Lineage: Eukaryota; Bacillariophyta; Bacillariophyceae; Surirellales; Neidiaceae
Gene: TRPB
Product: tryptophan synthase, beta chain
Exons: 4
Coding region: 1-1158 (385 amino acids)
Biological process (GO): L-tryptophan biosynthetic process
Cellular component (GO): cytoplasm
Molecular function (GO): tryptophan synthase activity
Source: RefSeq, a predicted model, not a curated record
AUGGGGCUUGCUACGAUUGAGGGUCAAACGCACGAGCUGCCGAGCAAGGACGGUUACUUUGGCGAGUACGGGGGACAGCAAUUGCCUCCGCAACUCGUAGAAAUUAUGAACGAGAUAUCCGAAUCGUACGAGAAACUCAUACGAACCGACGCCUUCCAAAUUGAAUUGGACUCCCUCAACAAGGACUUCAUCGGUCGACCAAGUCCCAUAUUCUACGCACGCCGUUUGACGGAAAAAAUUGGUGGUGCCCGCAUUUUUUUGAAACGUGAAGACCUGAACCAUACAGGAGCUCACAAAAUCAAUCACUGUCUCGGGGAAGCGCUCCUGGCUAAGCACAUGGGCAAAACCAAGGUAUUGGCUGAAACCGGUGCAGGACAACACGGUGUGGCCCUCGCCACGGCCUGCGCCUUGAUCGGAAUUGAAUGCGAAAUUCACAUGGGGCAGGUUGACGUAGAAAAAGAAGCCCCCAACGUGACCAAAAUGAGAAUUUUGGGUUGCAAGCUCAUCACCGUCACUCGAGGCACCCGCACUCUCAAGGACGCCGUCGACAGUGUCUUUGAGGAGUACCUCAAAGAUCCGGUCAAUUACUUUUACGCCAUAGGAUCCGUCAUUUUCAAAGCAUCGUGGGAUCUGGAGGGGGGCGCAUUGCCUGACGCUAUUGUUGCCUGCGGCGGCGGAGGUUGUAACGCGCGCGGGAUUUUUACGGCCUUUUUAGAAGACCCCGAAGUCCAACUCAUUGGGGUUGAACCUGCGGGCAGAGGUUUGGAGACCUCCGAUCACGCCGCGACCAUGACUCUCGGCGUCAAAGGAUCCAUCCACGGAAUGAAUUGCUACAACUUGCAAGAUGAGACCGGCGAGCCGCUACCAGUAUACAGUAUCGCAUCCGGGCUGGAUUACCCUGGAGUUGGUCCCCAGCACUGUCUCCUGAAAGACAUUGGCCGAACGAAGUAUGUGGCUGUUACAGAUCAGGAAUGCUUAGAUGCAUUUAUGCAGCUAUCUCGUGUCGAAGGCAUCAUUCCUGCUUUGGAAAGCGCGCACGCUGUGGCGUACGCGACGAAGUUGGCCGUGGAAAUAGGACCGGGAAAAACUAUCUUGGUCAAUUUGUCGGGACGAGGUGAUAAGGAUGCUGACUUUGUCGCCAAUCGUCUUCAGUUGUAG